Molecule: messenger RNA, 707 nt
Organism: Diceros bicornis minor
Lineage: Eukaryota; Metazoa; Chordata; Mammalia; Perissodactyla; Rhinocerotidae
Gene: SMIM44
Product: small integral membrane protein 44
Exons: 2
Coding region: 44-706 (220 amino acids)
Source: RefSeq, a predicted model, not a curated record
AUGUUUUCUCGGAGUCCAUUUCCCCACCUUGAAUGUCAGCUCCAUGAGGGCAGGGAUUUUCGCAGCAGCGGGAACAGCCCAUGCAAAGGCCCUGCGGUGGGUGGGGAUGGUGUCGCAGGAUGGAGCCAGCGAGGGGGGCCGGCGGGCGGAAGCGAUUAUCGAGGUGACUCAUCCGGGCAGAUGGUGGCAGCAGGGGAGCCCGGAUCCUCUUACCCAAAGCCCCUUAAUACUUCCGCCGCGGGUCACCUCCAGGCCUCUCCGCUCGGGUGUCGCCGUGCCGGGGCCGGUGGCGCGGGCGGGGAUGGAGGGCUGGAGCCCGACCCCGCCGCUCUAUGAGGAGUACCGGCCGCCACCGCUGGACGCUGUGCGCCUGCCCCGCCACGCUCUCUACCUGCUGCUGGCCGUGCUGCUCGUGCUGGCCGUGGCCUACGCCAUCGUUGGCCACCUCGUCAGGGACCUCGCCCACGACCUGGCCGACUGGGCCUUCGGGCCGAAGCCGGAGCAGGAGGACGCCCCCCGGGAGCUGCGGCCGAGCCUGGAGGGCGAGGACUUGGAGCAGCUGGACCUGCAGCUGGCCCUGGCCUGGCGCGGCGACGAGGACGGUGGCGAGGGGGCCCCCGCAGAAGCCCCCGCCCGGGCCCCCCGCCGCCCCUCCAUCGCCUUCAAGGACCCCCCGGGCCCAAGCUCCUUCUGGAGGCUGGACUGAG